AUGGCCAUCUGCAAGUACGACAACGUAGUGGAGAUUGUGGAGCUGGAGUGCAACCCCCCACCCAUGCCCACCUGUUCCAACGGCCUCAAGCCUGUGCGUGUCAUGGACCCUGAUGGCUGCUGCUGGCACUGGGAGUGUGACUGCUACUGCACCGGCUGGGGGGACCCACACUUUGUCACCUUCGAUGGGCUCUACUACAGUUUCCAGGGUAACUGCACAUAUGUGCUGAUGGAGGAGAUUAACCCCACAGUGGACAACUUCGGAGUCUACAUUGACAACUACCACUGUGAUGUCAAUGACAAAGUGUCCUGCCCCCGCACGCUUAUUGUGCGCCACGAGACCCAAGAAGUGCAGAUCAAGACUGUGCACUUGAUGCCCAUUGAGGUGCAGGUUCAGGUAAACAAGCAGGCAGUGGCUUUGCCCUACAAGAAGUAUGGACUACAGGUGUAUGAGUCUGGCAUCAACUUUGUGGUGGACAUCCCUGAGCUGAGGGCCCAGAUCUCCUACAACGGCCUGUCUUUCUCCAUCCGGCUGCCCUACGAACUGUUUGGCAACAACACGAAGGGCCAGUGUGGCACCUGCACCAACAAUACUGCGGAUGACUGCAUCCUACCCAAUGGGAAGAUCAUCUCCGACUGUGAGGUUGCUGCUGACGAGUGGCUGGUGAAUGACCCCUCGAAGCCACACUGUCCCCACAGAGGCUUCACUACCAAGCGCCCGACCACCACAGCAUCAGGGCACUUGCUUAAUAACUGCACCGAAUCUCCUGUCUGCCAGCUCAUCAUGGACAGCCUGUUCUCCCAGUGUCACCCCUUCGUACCUCCCAAGCACUACUAUGAAGCUUGCCUCUUUGACAGCUGCUAUGUGCCUGGCUCUGGUAUGGAGUGUGCCAGUGUACAGGCCUAUGCUUCCCUCUGUGCCAAGGAAGGUGUCUGCGUUGACUGGCGGAGUCGUACCCAGGGGGCCUGCUCUGUGAAGUGUCCAUCUCACAGGGAGUACCAGGCCUGUGGCCCCGCAGAAGAACCCACCUGCCAGCCCAGCUCCUCCCAGAACUCCACACUCUUGGUGGAAGGCUGCUUCUGUCCUGAAGGCACCACAAAGUUUGCCCCUGCCUAUGACGUCUGUGUGAAGACAUGCGGAUGUGUGGGACCUGACAAUGUGCCCAGAGAGUUUGGAGAGCACUUUGAGUUUGACUGCAAGGACUGUGUUUGCAUGGAGGGUGGAAGCGGCAUUGUCUGCAAACCAAAGACAUGUAUUGGGGGGAACCAGACCACAUGCGAGGAGGAUGGCACCUACCUUGUUGUGGAGCCCAACCCAGAAGACAAGUGCUGCACCCUCACCUCAUGCAAUGGAGGUGGGGUAUUGCCUGUGGAAUCCAUCCUGGUCACCACACUCCCUCUCUGCCUUCAGAGUGUGACCCCAAACGAUGCAAAGCAGAGCGCCCCUCAUGUUUGCUGGGAUUUGAAGCGAAGAGUGAACACGUUCCUGGAAGAUGCUGUCCAGUUUACUCCUGUGCCCGGAUCUCCAGUGUAUUCCAACAAGUGCCAGGACUGUGUAUGUACCAACAUCAUGGACAACAGCACCCAGAUCAAUGUCAUCUCCUGUACCCAUGUGCCCUGCAACAUCUCCUGCAGUGCUGGUUUUGAACUUGUGGAGGCCCCUGGGGAAUGCUGCAAGAAGUGCCAGCAGACUCACUGUAUCAUCGAGAGGCCCAAUCAGCAGUACCUCGUUCUGAAGCCUGGAGACAUACAGAAAAACCCCAACGACAUGUGCACCUUCUUCAGCUGCAUGAAAAUCAACAACCAGCUCAUCUCCUCAGUCUCCAACAUCACCUGCCCCGACUUCGACCCCAGUGCCUGUGUUCCGGGCUCCAUCACAUACAGGGCUAAUGGCUGCUGUAAGACAUGCAUCACAAACACUAGCAACAUCCACUGUUCUGCCAUCCCUGUCAUGAAAGAGAUUUCCCACAAUGGCUGCACCAAGAACGUCUCUAUGAACUACUGCUCUGGGUCCUGUGGGACUUUUGCCAUGUACUCUGCCCAGGCCCAGGAUCUGGAUCACAGGUGUUCUUGCUGUAAAGAGGAGAGGACCAGUGAACGCAUGGUGACCCUGGAAUGCCCAGAUGGCAGCGAACUGAUCCAUACCUACACACACAUUGACAGCUGUCUGUGCCAGGACUCCGUCUGCGGGAUCCCACAGGCCCAGCAAGGCCGCGUCAGGCGGUCCAGUCCCCGGCUCCUGGGAAGGAAGUGA
Molecule: messenger RNA, 2253 nt
Organism: Acomys russatus (golden spiny mouse)
Lineage: Eukaryota; Metazoa; Chordata; Mammalia; Rodentia; Muridae
Product: intestinal mucin-like protein
Exons: 16
Coding region: 1-2253 (750 amino acids)
Cellular component (GO): extracellular matrix
Molecular function (GO): protein binding
Source: RefSeq, a predicted model, not a curated record